Aureobasidium uvarum is the source of this 3057-nucleotide messenger RNA. NCBI's taxonomy places the organism in Eukaryota, Fungi, Ascomycota, Dothideomycetes, Dothideales, Saccotheciaceae. The record is from the annotation of a GenBank genome assembly.
CACUGUUUGAUCACUACAACACAAAUGUCUGCCGAAGUUGAGCGAGAGCUGUUGAACCACUACAAGCUCGACUCUCUCUAUCCCUCGGAAUGGCCGGACCGGGACGACGACGACUACAAUAGCGAUGCCGACAACGACGCGACAGACACGAACCACAGGGAGUCCAAGUUCGCUGCGCUGGAUCGCUCCGUCUCUGUUGGAGGAAAGAGGGCCGACAACAGCGUGCAGAAAGAUGAACCCGAUCCCCUAGGCAUAGUACCGAGUGUUGUCCACGAACUGCGCCGCCGUGGCCUGCCGGUCGAGGAGAAUCUGCGUCUGCGCAACCGCUUCAUGCUGUCCUCGACCACCUUCUCACCCAACCUGUUCUUGUCGCAAGUUCACCACGACGCUUCGACCGACUCACUCCUCAACGGUCUCCACUUCUUGUCUAGUUCCAUUGAGCAAAAGUCUGCCUCGCUCAAGUUGCUGGUCGAGUCCAAUUUCGAACGCUUCGUCAAAGCAAAGGCUACUAUCGACAAUGUAUACACCGAGAUGCGCACCCAAGGCCAGCAGGCUAUGCCGGCGUCCCCUGGUCACCAGCGAAGACACUCAAGACAUACCAGUCGAGGAGGCAUGUCGCAUUUCCGUACUCCUAGCGGAGCUCUGUCCCCCUCGGUCGCAAGCAAACUUCCAGACAAGAAAAAGAAUGCCUUGACAAAAGAGAGCGAAUAUGGUGUCCUCGGCAUCAAGGCUCCUCUGCUUGAGCUUGGUGCCAAAGCAGAGGAAGUCUGGGGCCCUGCACUGGGCGGCCGCGAAAAAGAGGAAGAUCUCAAGUCUGUGCUAACCUAUCUUGAACAACACCGUGACGUUUUCGAAAUCGGUCAAGCCUUGCAAGACGCAAUCCGUAAGAAGGACUAUGACUCUCUUGUGACCGAAUACAACCGUGCUAAGAAACUUGCGAAUGAUGCCACGAGAAAAGCCGAAUCUGGUCAAGAAUUAUCAGAUUCAGACGUGCAUCAGAUCUUGGUUGCUGCAAAAGUUUGGUCAGAUGCUCAGUCCCAAAUUGGUGCCUUCAAACGCGAAUCUCGUAAAAACCUUUCUGCUGCUAGGAUCCGCCGUUCUGCGCCAUCUGCUGCUGCUCAACCUGAUACGACCAUGACUCUGAUCGCUACUCUUUUGCAACUCGACAUGGACGACAAUCCCAUCACAUUCUGGCUGUUUAGUCGAUACAACAAUCUCAAAGAGAAGCUCACUCGCUCCUUCGAUCGUAUGCGCAUAGAGAUUGAAGUUUCAAGGCGGCGUUUGGCAUCAGCAGAACCACCUAGUCUCCAAACGUCGAAACUCCAUCUUCGAUCUGCUGUAGCCAACCUUGUGCAAGAUCGAAACUCGAACAACACUUCUAACGCCAUGGACGCUUCCAAGAUAAUCGAUUUCUGGGAGAAGAUCCAAAGUGCAUUAAACAGUUUGUUGUCAGCACAAGGGGGUUUACUAGGAGAGAUCGUUGAAUUCUGGGAAACUGCAGAAUCUUUCAUCUCUCACAAAGCCCAGAGAAACUUGCCCACUGGAGUUUUUGCUUCAGAGGGCCGUCAACAUCUUGAUCUCAGGGAGGACGAGAUAAACCGGCUUCGUCAAUCUGCUACCGAUCUGCUCAAUAGUAUGCGCGAAAACAUCUUCUCGUUCUUCGUCGACUCGCCAGUUGAAGACAUUUCGUCCCUGUUCUCGCCCGUUCCUGCAACACCGGACACUCCAUCGUCUAGUCUGGCCAGUGAUCAGCGCAUGUUUUCAUUCGACGUGAACAACAUCCCUGAACCCUCACCGAGACGAGGAGAAUCUUGGGAGAAAUUUGCCUUCUGGGCGCCAUAUGCAAAUUCUUUGAGUGGUGUUCAUUAUCUCAGCAAUAUUUUGCUCCUCGUUGGAACGUCAGCAGGCGAGGUUGCUAGUCUUUCCCUCGUCAGAGACAACUACCGUAUGGCAGAACAGCUGAAGACCAUGGUCAGCGGAGUGCGCGAACGCUGCAUUCAGGCUGUUUGUGCUGCGUGGAACGUCGACUCUGACAAGACCAGAUAUCUUGAAGACUGGACGCGGCAUACAGAUCGCCGCGAUCUCACAAACAUGCCAUCCCGCUUCAGUGCGUUUGAGGAAACCAUCCUUAGUGAUAUGCAGAAAAUUCUGUACAUCUCUGGUGCAAUGUCGCGUCCUGGUUAUGAGAAUGUUGUUGGACCACCACCAACCAAGCUUCUCCAGAUGGUCAGACAUCAGUUCAUCACCAGCAUAUACAAAACACUUAGUGGCGCCGUGGAGAAUGCAGAGAAGAACAAANAGAUUGGAGAUUCCGGGAUUGAUGACCCAGAUGGUCUAACAGUACCGGUGACGCAAAGAGGCUCGGCCACAGACAGCAGCGUUGUGACCACACAAGCAACAGACAAGUUCGAGUCCUCUUUCUCAAUCAAAUUCACUGAUGAAUCCAAACAAAUCCGCGACGUACUCAAGCAGAUCGAUGAUCGUCUAUUCUUAGGCUACGUCAAACCCACAACCACACAACUUCGGGAAAUCAUCACGGCUGGCAUCUCAUCUCCAACCUGGCUACCUAAGACCUCCACAAGACCCACAAAUGCUCGUCCCUACAUCUAUGAUGUGCUGCUUGCUUUGGUGUUAGUACAUACCGAAGUCUCAACCACAGCAAGCACGUUAACCUCGCCGCUUCUAUCCCACUUCCUCGAAUCCGCCAGCGAGUCCCUUCUCGCAGCUUUCUCUGAGCGUCGCUCUUACUCUCUAACAGCUCUAAUGCAAGCGACUCUUGAUGUCGAGCUUCUCGCGCAGACUCUUUCGAACUACACCACCGAAAAGGCCUCGGAGAUUCAGUCGAAGAUAUACUUGGUGCUUGACGAGAGAACGGAUGCAGAUGCAAGGACUAGAUUGCAGGCUGAGUUGCCAGAGAUGAGAGCUAUCUUGAAGAGGUUGAGAGAGGGUACCAAGGGACAAUUUGGAUGCUUCAGGAGAGAGAGAAGGGUCAGAAGUGACAGGCCUGGUAGCUCGAGAAGUGGUGGGACUGCAGGAAACGGGUCGGUGGUCGGAUAG